AAAAAAAAAAAAAUAAAUAAAUAUAAAAGGGAAACGAAACGAAAAACAAAAAUAAAUUGCUUAAUAAGAAAGCCAUGUUGUUGUUGAGUGCUGUUAUAAAAUAAAGCUUUAAUUCAAACACGAAAUAAAAAAUUUUAAUUUAAUUAUGGACUCUCUGGAACGUAUAAUGCGUGCGGCUCCUUUGCCGCGCGCUUUAAGUGUUAACUCAGCAAAUACAAAAGGACAACAACGUGCUCUGGUUCAUGCCUCCUUGGCUGCUGCUACUGUUGGUCGCAAAGGUAGACAUUUAACGGGUACGUUUUGUCUAACCGGCGACACAAUGGAGGGUAUAAUCCAAUGCUUAGUCUUCCUGAAAGCAUUUUCGCUCGUUGGUGGUGAAUUUGAUAUGGAAUUAAAUUUUGUCAUACAAGAUGCACAGAAUAUUAAACACAUGUUAGAAUUAUUGGAUCAUUGUCCAUCCAAUCUGCAGGCGGAAAUAUGGAGUGUCUUCAUUGCAAUUUUACGUAAAAGUGUUCGCAAUUUACAAGCCUGUACAGAUGUUGGCCUCAUCGAGCAUGUCCUCGUGCGUCUACAACGUUCGGAAACAGUUGUGGCUGAUCUUCUUAUCGAAAUGUUGGGUGUUUUGGCGAGUUAUAGUAUUACUGUUAAAGAACUAAAAUUACUGUUUGGUACGAUGAAAGCUGUAAAUGGUAAAUGGCCUCGACACUCGGCAAAGCUGUUAAAUGUUUUAAGACAAAUGCCUCAUCGCAAUGGUCCGGACGUAUUUUUUAGCUUCCCAGGACGUAAAGGAUCUGCAAUGGUUCUACCACCAUUGGCUAAAUGGCCAUAUGAGAACGGUUUUACAUUUACAACAUGGUUUCGUUUGGAUCCUAUUAAUUCUGUGAAUAUUGAACGUGAGAAACCCUACCUCUAUUGUUUUAAGACAUCAAAAGGUGUUGGAUAUUCCGCCCACUUUGUUGGCAAUUGCCUGGUACUAACCUCAAUGAAAGUUAAGGGCAAAGGAUUUCAACAUUGUGUAAAAUAUGAAUUCCAACCUAGAAAGUGGUACAUGAUAGCAAUUGUGUACAUUUACAACCGCUGGACAAAAAGCGAAAUAAAGUGCCUGGUUAAUGGACAAUUAGCGUCCAGUACUGAAAUGGCGUGGUUUGUCUCAACAAACGAUCCAUUUGACAAAUGUUAUAUAGGGGCUACACCCGAGUUGGAUGAAGAACGUGUCUUUUGUGGUCAAAUGUCUGCUAUAUAUUUAUUUAGUGAGGCUUUGACUACUCAACAAAUUUGCGCAAUGCAUCGUCUUGGGCCAGGUUAUAAGUCACAAUUCCGCUUCGAUAAUGAGUGCUAUUUGAACCUGCCGGACAAUCAUAAAAGGGUGAGUCAACAACAGUUACUACAGCAACAACAAACACCAACCCAACAUACCGCCGCAUUGUUAUUAGCCGAAGCCGAUGUCCAAUCGAUUGAUUGGGCGGAUGAAAAGUUAGACCUGCAAGCUGCAUUUGCAAAGAUACGUACUGUCUUGGCAGCUCGAAGUGCUAAUGCAAAUGCUGUCUUACAGGCCUUAACGGUUGGAGGCAGUGGAUCAACUGCAAACUCAACCGAGGUCCACUCCUCAUCGGCUACGGUAAACGCAACAUUAGGCCAAACCAGUUUACAAAAUAACAAUAGUCCAAAUACAACAACCAUAGGCGAAACGACAACAAUAACAACUAGUGAAAGUCAUUUGUCUAAAAUCACCGAUUCUUUAAGUCACAUGCCCAUUAGUUCGGCUUCCCCUCUUGAUCAAUUACGUCGAAUGUCUUCUUCGUCUAUUAGCACUUUGGACUACAUGAAAUCCUUUGCUGGUGAUGUGGAAGAAAUUAAUCAGUUAAAGGCUGUUCUAUAUGACGGUAAAUUAUCUAACGCCAUUGUAUUCAUGUACAAUCCAGUGGCAACCGAUGGUCAACUAUGUUUACAGUCAGCACCCAAAGGAAAUGUAUCAUACUUUGUACAUACACCACAUGCACUUAUGUUACAAGAUGUUAAAGCUGUUAUUACACAUUCCAUACACUGUACAUUAAAUUCUAUAGGUGGUAUUCAAGUUUUGUUUCCACUUUUCUCACAAUUGGAUAUGGCCCAUGAGGGAAUUGGCGAUAUGAAACGUGACCCAACAUUGUGCUCGAAGCUUUUAGGUUUUAUUUGUGAGUUGGUUGAAACUUCACAAACCGUGCAGCAGCACAUGAUACAAAAUCGGGGUUUUUUAGUUAUAUCAUUUAUGCUGCAACGAUCGUCUAGAGAACACUUAACUCUAGAGGUGUUGGGCUCAUUUCUUAAUCUAACUAAGUAUUUAGUUACGUGUCUAUCGGCCAAUAGUGAUUUAUUGCUCAAACAGUUAAACAUGGGCUUGCGAUAUCCCUUUAAAAAAUUUUACCAGUUGUUUUGUUUUUCGUUUUUAACGUGGCAGCUUUUGGAUCACGUUUUAUUUAAUCCGGCAUUAUGGAUUUAUACCCCGGCGAAUGUUCAAGCUCGACUUUAUUCAUAUUUAGCCACAGAAUUUCUAAGCGAUACGCAAAUCUAUAGCAAUGUGCGACGUGUUAGUACUGUUUUACAGACAGUACAUACUUUAAAAUAUUAUUAUUGGGUUGUGAAUCCACGUGCUAAAAGUGGUAUUAUUCCAAAGGGGCUGGAUGGCCCUCGUCCAGCACAAAAAGAUAUCUUAGCAAUACGUGCUUACAUUCUAUUGUUUUUGAAACAAUUGAUUAUGAUAGGUCAGGGUGUCAAAGAAGAUGAACUGCAAAGCAUUCUAAAUUACUUGACAACCAUGCAUGAGGAUGAAAAUUUACACGAUGUUCUGCAAAUGUUAAUAUCGCUUAUGUCUGAGCACCCCAGUUCCAUGGUACCUGCUUUUGAUGUUAAACACGGCGUUAGAACCAUAUUUAAACUGCUGGCUGCUGAAAGUCAAUUGAUACGCUUACAAGCCCUUAAACUACUAGGAUUCUUUUUAUCGAGGAGCACUUACAAAAGAAAGUACGAUGUUAUGUCUCCUCACAACUUAUAUACACUAUUAGCGGAACGGUUACUUUUGUAUGAGGAGUCACUAUCGAUGCCAACGUAUAAUGUUUUAUAUGAAAUUAUGACCGAACAUAUAUCACAGCAUAUAAUGUACAACAGACAUCCAGAGCCUGAAAGUCAUUAUCGCUUAGAGAAUCCAAUGAUGCUGAAAGUAGUAGCUACUUUAAUUAGGCAGUCAAAACAAACUGAAUCUUUAAUUGAAGUAAAAAAACUAUUCCUGUCCGAUAUGACGUUACUAUGUAAUAGCAAUCGUGAAAAUAGACGCACAGUUCUACAAAUGUCCGUUUGGCAAGAAUGGCUAAUUGCAAUGGCUUACAUUCAUCCUAAAAAUACAGAAGAGCAAAAAAUUUCCGAUAUGGUAUAUUCAUUAUUUCGUAUGCUUUUACAUCAUGCCAUAAAAUAUGAAUACGGAGGCUGGCGAGUCUGGGUUGAUACAUUGGCCAUUGUCCAUUCGAAAGUUUCAUAUGAAGAGUUUAAACUACAAUUUGCUCAAAUGUAUGAACACUAUGAACGGCAGAGAACAGACAACAUAACUGAUCCCGCCCUAAGACAGGCGAGGCCGAUAAGUACCAUAAGUGGAUGGGAACGAGAAGAAUUACAGCAGCAACAACAUGGUAUUGUUCACAAUGCUCCAUCUGUUGCAUCCUUGGAAGAUGUUCCCCAAGUAGAUGAAGAUGGCGACGAUGAAAUAGAAACGGAAGAAUGUUUAAAUAAUAAUCCUGAGAAUGAAAUAGAUGAUGUCGAAACGGAAAGAGACGAAGUUGAAGGCAAAUGUGAUUGCGCUCUCGAAUCCGAAUCAUGUGGGAAGUCACCAGAUUCAACAAAAGAGACCAUCGUCAAUGAAACUGUCAAGUCUAGUAUAUCAAGUGUGAGCGACGUUUACAAUGAACACAUAAAAUCUGAGAUAACUGUCACUGCCGUUAACUGCAAUGGUAACUCACCCUCUUUCAAGAAUACGAGUGCUACCGCAACACCCGCCAAAACGAAUUCAUCCACAGGACAGGAGGCAUUAAAAGAAACGUUAAAUAUAAGCGAUUUAGAGGAUCUUGAAAUUGAAAAUGCUAAAGCAGAAUCAGAAAGUAAUGAUGCUUACAUUGAAUCAGUUUUACAAAAAUCUGAGAAAUCUUUAGCCGACUGCAAACUAUUGGCCGACGAAUUGCAGGAAGCAUCAUCAGUUAUAAAGGAUGAAGAAAUUGAGUUAGCCGUCAACGAAGUAGUACAGGGUGUAUUAAAUAAUGAGAAGAAACAAAUCAAAGAACCGUCCUCAGAACAUUCAUUAAAAAUAUCGGAAGACAAUGCAACUCAUACAAAAAUAACUCAGCUCAAUACCAAAAAUUUGCUAAACAACAAUAUUUCUGAUACAACUGCUGACCAGUUACCCACAGAAAUAAACGCAAAUACUGACAAUACAAACGAACUGCCUGAUGAAGGUGAGGGCUCCAAAAAGACUGAACAAACCGUGGUUACUGAAGAGAAUAAAUUGAAUAACAAUGCAAUGCCGACAGCAAUAGAUAAGGCAACAGUGACACCAAAAGUGUCAGACCAAGUACCAAAUGAUGCAGCCGAAAUAGAAGUCAGUUCGUCUUUAUCUACUACAGUUGAAACUACGGAAGAAAUAUCUUCACUUAGUCCUGAAACAACAGUAUCAAGUGCUUCGAUGAUGGAUGAACCGUUGGCAAAUUUGCAAGAAUAUACCGCUGAAGUUACCACAGUCAAAGACAUUGUUGAUGAAUUAAUAGAUAAAGUAAUUGAGAUUUCCUCAAAAGACCAAACUCUAGAACAAUUUGAAAACAAAAAUCCUAAUAAUAUUUAUGAAAAGAUCGAUGAAAAACAGAAUACAAAUUUUGAUACUAACGAAGAACUGUCAUCGGAAGAAUUUCUUAGUGAAACCGCUAAAGAAAUUAUUGAAGAUGUUAUACAAUCAGCUUUAGAUAAAGCUAUUCCUUUAGAUUCACCAUCGGAUAGUAAUUGUAUUAGUGAAAAGGAACAACUUGCUAACGAAAAUAAUCAAAAUGUGGUUAAUAUAGUGCAACCUGUUGUUGAUGAUCUAGUAGAACAGACCGUUUCCGCAAUAGUAGACUCAGCCGAGAAAAAAGUGUUAGAGGAGCAUAAGAGGGAAAUACUGGAAUCUAAAGAUCAAAAUGUGUUAGAAUUAGAAAAUUCAGAUUUAAUAUCACAUACUGAUGACAACACAAAAAUACAUGAUUUAUCACACGAUAGUGUUAGUCAGGAGACUCAAACAAAUCAGUCAAUAGACUACAUAGAAGAACCUAUAUCAUCUCAGGACACUCAUCAGCAACCUCAACAGAAACAACAAAGUGCCAGUACACAGGUUGAGAACCAACAUUUCGAUGAUACGAAACAACACAACUAUCCACAACAACAACAGCAACCGCAGCAUCAACAACAACGUCCCAAAUCUGGUUCAACUCGUCCAAUGUUUAGCCCUGGCCCCACUCGUCCGCCUUUCCGUAUACCAGAAUUCAAGUGGUCAUACAUUCAUCAACGAUUGCUGUCGGAUGUUCUCUUUUCUUUGGAAACGGAUAUACAAGUCUGGCGCUCACAUUCUACAAAGAGUGUACUGGAUUUUGUCAACUCGAGCGAGAAUGCAAUAUUUGUUGUGAAUACGGUACAUUUGAUAUCACAACUAGCAGAUAAUUUGAUAAUUGCCUGUGGUGGCUUAUUGCCUCUGUUGGCCUCUGCAACAUCGCCAAAUUCUGAACUUGAUGUUCUUGAACCAACUCAAGGUAUGCCCCUUGAAGUUGCCGUUUCAUUUCUGCAGCGUCUUGUUAACAUGGCUGAUGUAUUAAUUUUUGCAACGUCGUUGAAUUUCGGGGAACUGGAAGCCGAAAAGAAUAUGUCUAGUGGUGGAAUAUUAAGGCAGUGCCUACGCUUAGUUUGUACUUGUGCAGUACGCAAUUGCCUUGAGUGUAAGGAACGUUCACGAUAUAAUGUUGGCGCAAUGGCACGAGAUGUGCCUGGAGCUGCCCAUCUACAAGCACUCAUACGUGGUGCUCAAGCUUCACCCAAGAAUAUUGUUGAAUCAAUAACAGGCCAGUUGUCCCCAGUUAAGGAUCCAGAGAAAUUGCUACAAGAUAUGGACGUAAAUCGAUUGAGAGCUGUUAUAUAUAGAGAUGUUGAGGAAACAAAACAGGCUCAGUUUUUGUCAUUGGCGAUUGUGUACUUUAUAUCAGUUUUAAUGGUGUCGAAAUAUCGUGACAUUCUAGAGCCACCAGCUGAGCCUCAAGUUCAAAGGCAAUCACCUGUUAUGCAAAGAUCUACAGGCGAAUCGUCAGGUCGUCCAUUGUUUCCACAGUGGUCACAUCAUGUGUACCCACAAUUUCUGCCCGGAACACAUCAUAAUCAUAUAACAGCAUCAAAUAUGCAACAACAGCCUACAAUGCAACAUCAACCACAUCACCAACAACAACUAUACUAUCAACAACAAAUGCCAUCGCCGCCACAUCAUCCUCAGCUUCAACAGCAACAAACAAGUCACUUACAACACAAUCAUCAUCACGUGACACAUCAACAACAACAUCAGCUGCAACAACAGCAUCAACAAUAUUACCAAAGUCAUAAUCAUACAAUAAGUACUACUUCUUAUGCAACCCAUUGCCCGUCACCUCCUUUAGCAACACAAUCGACAAGUCCUUCAACCUCUUCAACGAAUACAUCGCAGCCAGCUUCAACAUCUUCUCUUUCAAGUUUGGCUUCACAGCCUCAUCAUAGACAUGGACAAAAACAUCAGUACCAUCAUCAACAACAGCAACAACAUUCUACAGCAUCGGGUCACUACAGUAUGAUGAAUGGUAAUCAAGUGUUAAAUGGUAAAAUUUCAACACCACAACAAAAUCAACAACAGCAGGAUCACAAUGGAAUCAUCGGUGGUGUAGUAAGUGGCAGUGGAAGUAGUGGUGGAAAUGUUGGAAUAGAUAUGGGUAGUAUGUCUUAUCACCAUCACUCACAACAAUCAUACAUGCGUACAUCGUCAGGCUUGAUGAUUAAUGGUAUAAAUGGCACCACAUCUCAUCCGAACGGCAUUGUUGAUUACCACACACAACACGUCAUGAUAAACGGCCUUGCUACCAAUCCCGUUGCAAAUGGUAACAAUACCAACAGUAGCGGUAGCUUCGUCUGUGGCAGCAAUAAUAAUGGCAAUAAUCACAAUUCUAUGGCCAUCAUAAAUAAUGGCCGUCACAUACGUAAUGGUCAUGUUUUGGGAUCAGGUGCUGUUGUUAGUGGUGCUGGUGGGAUGCAUGUAGGUGGUUUAGGAAUUGCUGCGUCAUCUGCAGCCGCAUCAUCAGCAGCACCUUUAGGAGCUACAGUAUAUAAAAACAAUAACGGCAUUAAUAACAAUUAUCGCUAUAAUAGCCGUACCCCAACUGGAACAGCCGGCCGCACUAUCCAUGACGGAGACUACGAAAUCAUUGUUGUUGACGAAAAUAAUCCCUCUGUGUUAGCAGAUAAUGAUUCGCAUUCCAGUGGACCACCUUCAAUAAAGAGUCCCAAAUUGCAACCAAAGUCCCAAACAAAUGUUACUACAAAUACAACAUCCGAAACUACAGUGGCCACUUCCACAAAUCCAACUACAAUUAAUUCAGUAUUAUUGAGUAAUAAUAAAUUAAACAAACUACAAAAACAGCCAUUGUCGCCGCCCACACCCGUUGUACCACAAAAAUUACCCAAGAGUGAUUCGGAAUGUAAUUCACUGAAUAUGAACUCAACUGAAAACGAAGUUCCUGAAGUGGAAUCAUCAAGUGAAAUUAUGGUUGAUGAUAAUAGUAAGCCCAUGAAUUCAAAUGAUGAAAGCUGGACAGAUGUCAAUUUAAAUGAAGAUGCAAGUGUACAGGCGUCAGCUACAGGUAUAAUGAUGUCCGGUGAUGCAAAGAUGCGGGCUAUGGGUGGUAUGCAUUCAGCGCAUGGCAGUCAUAUACAAAAUACUUCACAUGUUGUCGGUGGCGGCGUCAACGAAAGAGGAGAUAAACCGGAUUCGGAAAUUUCUGUAGUUAGAGUGCCAGAUGGUUAUGCGAAUGCAACAGGCGUAUCUGGUAAUGGUGGAAAUGUUGGUGCACAAAGAAGUUCAAGAGCAGAGGAUUUGCCUAUGAAACCACCUUUAGUCGGUCAAUUGCCCAUGACUACUCCAUCGCGAGAGGCUAGUCUUACGCAGAAGUUGGAAGUGGCUUUGGGACCCGUAUGUCCUUUGCUAAGAGAAAUUAUGGUGGAUUUUGCACAUUACUUAUCCAAGACUUUGGUGGGCUCUCAUGGACAGGAGUUGCUGAUGGAAGGCAAGGGUUUAACUACAUUUAAGAACUCGCACUCUGUAGUGGAGCUGGUGAUGUUGCUUUGCUCACAGGAAUGGCAAAACAGUUUGCAAAAGCAUGCAGGACUUGCUUUCAUUGAACUUAUUAACGAGGGUCGCCUACUGUCACAUGCCAUGAAAGAUCACAUUGUGCGAGUAGCAAAUGAAGCUGAAUUUAUUUUAAAUCGUAUGAGAGCUGAUGAUGUUCUAAAACACGCAGAUUUCGAGUCGCAAUGUGCACAAACUUUGUUAGAGAGAAGGGAGGAAGAACGGAUGUGUGAUCAUUUGAUUACUGCAGCUCGACGAAGAGAUAAUGUUAUUGCCAGUAGAUUAUUAGAAAAAGUUCGCAAUAUUAUGUGCAACAGACAUGGUGCCUGGGGAGAUUCUUGUGGUAGCGUCCAAAAGCAAACCUACUGGAAGUUGGAUGCGUGGGAAGAUGAUGCCAGAAGACGUAAACGUAUGGUACAAAACCCCAGAGGCUCUUCUCAUCCUCAAGCCACUUUGAAGGCUGCGCUAGAAAAUGGUGGUCCAGAAGAUGCAAUUUUACAAACUCGAGAUGAAUUCCAUACUCAAAUAGCUGUUAGCCGAGCUCACCAAGCUACCCAACACACUGCCGAUCUUUUAGACGAUGCUGAACUUCUAAUAGAAGACCGAGAACUCGAUCUAGAUUUGACUGGUCCUGUUAAUAUUAGUACUAAAGCGAAACUUAUUGCUCCUGGACUAGUUGCUCCCGGUACUGUAUCCAUAACAAGUACGGAAAUGUUCUUUGAGGUUGAUGAAGAACACAACGACUUCCAUAAAAUAGAGGCUGAAGUUCUCAAGUAUUGUGAUCAUUUACAUGGCAAAUGGUACUUUUCUGAAGUUAGAGCCAUAUUUUCACGACGAUACCUCCUGCAAAAUGUCGCUUUGGAAAUCUUUUUAGCCUCUCGCACUUCAAUUUUAUUCGCGUUUCCUGACCAACACACCGUAAAGAAGGUUAUUAAGGCUCUGCCGCGCGUAGGAGUGGGCAUAAAAUAUGGCAUUCCACAGACAAGACGAGCUUCGAUGAUGUCGCCACGUCAGUUGAUGCGUAACUCGAAUAUGACCCAAAAAUGGCAGCGCCGCGAAAUUUCCAAUUUUGAAUACUUAAUGUUCCUUAAUACCAUAGCAGGUCGCACAUACAACGAUUUAAAUCAAUAUCCUAUUUUUCCUUGGGUACUGACUAAUUAUGAAACCAAAGACUUGGAUCUCAGUUUACCGUCAAACUAUCGAGAUUUGUCAAAACCCAUUGGAGCUUUAAAUCCAUCAAGAAGAGCAUACUUCGAAGAAAGGUAUGAAUCUUGGGAAAGUGAUACAAUACCACCAUUCCACUAUGGAACUCACUACUCUACUGCAAGUUUUACACUUAAUUGGUUGGUAAGAGUGGAACCUUUCACGACUAUGUUCCUUGCACUGCAAGGAGGUAAAUUCGAUUAUCCAGAUCGCCUUUUCUCUUCAGUUAACCUCUCAUGGAAAAAUUGUCAACGCGACACUUCAGAUGUCAAAGAGCUUAUACCAGAAUGGUACUUCUUACCGGAGAUGUUUUACAAUUCAUCAAGUUAUCGAUUGGGCCACCGUGAGGAUGGAACGAUGGUCAAUGAUGUUGAACUGCCGCCUUGGGCAAAGACACCUGAAGAGUUUGUGCGCAUCAACCGCAUGGCUUUAGAAUCGGAAUUCGUCUCAUGCCAAUUACAUCAAUGGAUUGAUUUAAUAUUCGGCUAUAAGCAGAGAGGACCUGAAGCUGUUCGAGCCACCAAUGUAUUCUACUACCUGACAUACGAAGGCAGUGUAGAUUUAGAUGCAAUAGGAGAUCCUGUUAUGAGGGAAGCUGUUGAAAAUCAAAUACGCAACUUUGGCCAAACACCCAGUCAACUGCUGAUGGAACCUCAUCCACCCAGAAGUUCGGCAAUGCACUUAUCUCCGAUGAUGUUCAGUGCGAUGCCCGAUGAUUUAUGCCAAAUAUUGAAAUUUUAUCAAAAUUCUCCAAUCAUUCAUAUAUCAGCAAAUACGUAUCCACAACUAUCGCUGCCUUCAGUUGUUACUGUUACAGCAGGACAUCAAUUUGCUGUAAACCGAUGGAAUUGUAAUUACACGGCUUCCGUCCAAAGUCCUAGCUAUGCAGACUCCAGUCAACAGCAGGGAGCUAUGAAACCUUUAACAAUUGAUCCCGUCUUAACUGCUCAAAAUACAGCUAACAAUAAUCCAAUGAAUCGUAGACAUUUGGGAGAUAAUUUCAGCCAAAUGUUAAGAAUAAGAUCCAAUUGUUUUGUAGUUACCGUGGACAGUCGUUUUCUUAUAGCUUGUGGAUUUUGGGAUAAUAGUUUUCGAGUGUUUAAUACUGAAUCUGCUAAAAUCGUGCAAAUAGUUUUUGGCCAUUUUGGUGUUGUGACAUGUUUGGCACGAUCUGAGUGUAAUAUCACAUCAGACUGUUAUAUAGCUUCAGGUUCGGCCGAUUGUACUGUUCUGCUAUGGCACUGGAAUGCUCGCACACAAAGCAUAGUAGGAGAAGGUGAUGUUCCUACACCCAGAGCAACAUUAACUGGACACGAACAGGCCGUCACUUCGGUUGUGAUAAGCGCAGAAUUAGGUCUAGUGGUAUCAGGUUCUACAAAUGGGCCCGUUCUGAUUCAUACAACUUUCGGCGAUCUCUUGCGUUCUUUGGACCCUCCAAUGGAUUUUCACUCCCCAGAAUUAAUUGCCAUGUCACGUGAAGGUUUUAUUGUAGUCAAUUAUGACAAGGGUAAUGUGGCAGCCUAUACUAUAAAUGGAAAGGAAUUAAGACACGAAACCCAUAAUGAUAACCUACAGUGCAUGUUACUCUCACGCGAUGGUGAAUAUUUAAUGACAGCUGGCGAUCGUGGUAUUGUUGAAGUUUGGCGUACUUUUAAUUUGGCUCCUCUCUACGCUUUUCCAGCUUGCAAUGCCGGUAUUCGUUCAUUGGCUUUAACUCAUGACCAAAAGUAUUUACUCGCGGGUCUGUCUACUGGCUCAAUAGUUGUAUUUCAUAUUGAUUUUAAUCGGUGGCAUCACGAGUAUCAACAGCGUUAUUGAAUCAUCUAUAAUUUUUGUCAUUAAAUCAAAAAGAAACAACACAUUAUAAAAACAUCAAGAACAUGGGGUGCAAAGCGUAAGUCCAUUCGUACUUAUAAUUCUAAAUAAUUUUAGUUAAAUACGUAUCUGUUUUUAUGAAAGUAAAAACUUAGAUUUCUUUAGGUUAGAGAGUAUAAAUUCCAACAAAAAAUUACUUUUAUUUCGCUUUAACAUUCAGAAGUAAUAAUGAAGGAACCAUGUUCCAAAUAAUUUUAGACAUUAUCUAACUCCAAAAAUUGAAGAAAAAACAAAACACUAAACAUAGCAUAGAAUGAGUUACAAUUGAAACUAAGUGGCCAAAAGUGAACGUACUAAAGUAGUAUUAAUACAAAACAAUUCAUAAUUAUAAAAAAUAACAAUUUAUUAAAUUAAAAAAGCAAGUGUUAAAGAGCAUUUAGUGUUAACUGAAAAAAAAAAAACCUAUUAAGGCUUAUACUAGAAGGUUUUUAAAUUAAAUAUAAUGCACUUUUAAUUUUUAUACAUAAAAAGUUAAAAAAUCUACACACACCCUCUGAUAUAUACAACGCAACAGAUACACAAACCUUUUGUACAUAACAAAUAAUACAUAUUUUUAACAAACUUAAAAAAGAAAUCAAGAUUUCCUUUAAAAACGUUACAAAUAAACAAAAAUAAAUUAAUUAAUUUUAUGUUUAAAAUUCGUCCAUUAUAAAAAGAAAAUAAUAUUUAGAAAUACAUAAACUUUGAGUAUUUUAUACAUUGUGUGUGUUAAGUAUUCAGAAAAAAAAACGUCCAAUUAUUUUUUGUUGUUGUCUAUGAGACUUUGUUUCUUUAGUAUAUCCUUAACUUAUUUAUCCUCAAUCCCUCCAGAGUUGGGUUAUUUUAACCCCUUUUUUCUAUCUCUCUGUAAUUAUUUAAUCGUCUUUAAUCCUAUUGAAAUUGGUUGUUAUUUUUUUACUAAGUAUAGACAAACAUAAAAAUAUACUACUUCUGUACAAUAUCGUCAGCUGAAAUGCAUUUUCAGAUUACUUACAGAAAACAAACUAUUUGCAUUUAUAAAGUAUUUUUUAUGAUAUGGCUUUUAAUAAAAUGUGUCACAAUUUAUUUCAAAACUUGUUUUAAUUUUGUUAUAAUUACGAGGAUUUGUAUUUCAGCUAAAGAUAUUUAUGUAUAAGUAUAAUUUAGAUAUAAUAUUUAAAUAAUAUUUAGUUCAACACUAGGAAAUUUGUAAAACAACAAUAUCUAAAAAAUCAUUAACAUUUAUUUAAAAAAUAUUGUCGUAUGCACCAUAAGUAUAUGUUUCAAUUAUUGAUUACUUGUUUUAUCGCUUUAUCAUACUUAAAUAUAUAUUUGUCUAAUAUUUUUUUAUUCCCAACCUGAAUGAUUUAAAUUUUUCAUAAACAAGAAAAACAAAAGUCACAACACGCGCAUUUUAAAGAAUAUUUUUAGUGCAUGAAUGUAUUUUAAAAAUACAUAAAAACAAUUUUUAAUGUAAUUACAACUAUUCUGUCCACAUUGCAAUUUUUUAUUCAUGUUUAAAGUAAAAAAUAAAUAAAAAAAUUAUUACAAUUAAAGAAACAAAAAAAUAGAAAAGUAAAAUAUAUAAAUACAUAUGUUUAUGUAAAUAAGUAAUAAUUAAUUAAUACUAUUUAAUUAUUAUUAUAUAUGGUGAGGGGUUUGUUUUCAAACAAAUAAAUUUAUUUCAACAAAAUAAUAAUUAAUGUAAAUAUAGCUUAGAGAAUCAAAUAAAAAUUAAACGAUUGAAGGUUAUGUACUUAAAAUAUGCCUAUGAAUAUUUUUUGAUUUAUUUCUUUUUUCUUAUAAAUGCAUAUAAACAAACAUGCAUACAAGCAAACAAACAUACAUCUAUUUACAUCGUACAUAUUUAAAAACAAAAACAAUAAAACAAGAUAUUAUAAAAGCGUUGCCUCAAACUUUUAUUAUUGAAAAUUAAAAUUGGCUGACUAGUACUUUUGAAUAAAUAAAUUUAUUAACAUACAAGCACUACAAAGUAAUAAUUACAAAAAAUAUCUCGUUUGGGAAAUGAUAAACAAAUCUAACUACAUACAUACAUACAUACAAAAGUACUUAAUAAUAAAAAGUUUAAUUAAUAUUCCCAAAGGUUUAACAUAGUUUUUUAAUUAAAGCUUUUUUUGCUGCAAAGAAUUUUUAAGAAAUCAAAAAAUAAUAAUAAUAAUAAAAGUAAAAUAUUAAAUAUAUUUUGUCAAUCAUGUUAAAAGUUUACUAAAUACAAAGUAAAAGCUAAAAUCAGAUAAUUAAAGACAAAGAAUUUUAUAUAUAUGUAUAUAUAUAUAUAUUCAUGCAUAUAUAUACGAUAAAUUAUUUGCUAAAACAAUUAUAAAUAAAUAAACAAAAAUAAAUAAAUAUUAAGUCAUGUGAAGCCUAUAACUCUUAUGUGCAAAUGCAAAACAAAUUAAACAUAAAAUUAUACAGAAAUAAAAUUACAAAAAAUAUUUGAAAACCAAACCAGAAAUGGCGAAGUUUUAUAAAUUAUUAGAGUACUUGAAGACAUAAAAAUUAUUUAAAAUUUGAUAGAAAUAAAAUAAAGCGAUAAAUAAACACAUUUUACCACACUGAAAGCACACACCCACACACAUUCAAGCAUGGAAAAACACAAUGCAUAUGCUAUGAAAAUAAGUAAUUAAUACAAUUAAUAUGAUUAUGUUCAAUAAAAUAAAUUCAAAAGACAA
This is a messenger RNA of Lucilia sericata (common green bottle fly), 14124 nucleotides long. It is a transcript of the gene rg, whose product is annotated as neurobeachin. Gene Ontology annotation, biological process: intracellular protein localization. NCBI's taxonomy places the organism in Eukaryota, Metazoa, Arthropoda, Insecta, Diptera, Calliphoridae. The coding region runs from base 146 to 11416 and encodes 3756 amino acids. Gene Ontology annotation, cellular component: membrane; cytosol. The record is from RefSeq and is a predicted model, not a curated record. The transcript is spliced from 33 exons. Gene Ontology annotation, molecular function: protein kinase binding.